Messenger RNA from Biomphalaria glabrata, 1605 nucleotides. RefSeq lists its product as uncharacterized. Gene Ontology annotation, cellular component: membrane. The transcript has 9 exons. The coding region runs from base 179 to 1321 and encodes 380 amino acids. NCBI's taxonomy places the organism in Eukaryota, Metazoa, Mollusca, Gastropoda, Planorbidae. The record is from RefSeq and is a predicted model, not a curated record.
UUAGAGCCAGGUAUUACAGACAAUGAACAGUGUUUGCGACAAGAUGUAAACAUUACUUACAUUUUGUAGCAACAGAAAACUGUCCAGAUCUAGCUCUAUCUAUAUCUAGAUAGCUCAGAUAGUAGGUUCUAGAGUGGUUACAUGACGUCAUCAGACUGGGACUCAACACGGGGCAGCUAUGAUUCACUUGGCCAGAGAGCCCUGCUCGAGGAGUGGUGAAGACUGGAGGUAUUAUCAGGGCGCCUGCGGGGACGACAGGGAGUCACCGGUCAUGUACGACGCCAAGGAGGCGUGGGAGUACAGCGUUGAGGGGACAUCACUCUAUGAGGACUUCGUAGCAGACGACGUGGAAUUGUUGCAGUUUAACGAGAACAGGAAGGAAUCGUCUGCGCGGAGUGCUACGAGCAAGACCACUUCAGAAGAAGGAAAUGAGUCAUCUGCAACGGAUUUGUUUGAUUUAAGACCAUCUUCCAAAAUCAUUGACAAAGUCUUGUUUAUCUGGCACACUGCUUUAAUGAUGGCUUGCUUGUUUCUGAUACUUAUCGGCAUCCUCCUGCGGUUCCACUUCACUGACAUCGUCACUAACAGCGUUAAGAGCCAUCCUGCCUUCAGUGAAUACGAGAAGUUUGUCAUCUUCAGAGCGCAGCCGAAAGAAUUCAUCUUUGGUGACCUGACCCAGACUUUGGGUAAUGCUUUGAUUGUCUUGAACUCUGUCCAUAUUUUGUGUACCAUGAUGUACAUGAGUUUCCAGAUUCACCAAAACCAGUUCACGCUUCCGUUGGUCAGCCUUGUGUCCGGCACCAUCGUCCUGAUGGAGGUGACGGUGACCAAUAUCUACAUGGACGAGACAUCGGCAGCCAGCAUUGCGGCCAAGAAACAACUGCAGGGCAAGUUGAAGGACGUCUAUCUGGUGGAGGACAGCUCCACGUUCUCGGUGACCUAUGACAUCCUGGCAUUGUGGGGUCAAUGCUGUGGGAUCACAGAGAAAUACAAUUUUGCCGCCAACACAAAUUUGAAAUUUUCGUUAAAAACAGACAGCAGACGUAGAACUAUACAGUACCCUCCUACCUGCUGUAACGUCUCGUUGUUCCUGCUUUCCAAAGGGGCGUUCGAGGCCGUCAAGGAAUGCGCCAUGACUGGGGAGGGAACGUACUCGGAAGGUUGCUACUUUGUCCUGUACAACUGGCUGAACAACUACUGUGGCUUCUACUCCAUCGCAACUCUCCUCCAGCUGUUUGACAUGUUCAUUCACAUUCUUCUGUACCACAAGCUGAUCACCGUGUUUGGGAAGUUCGCUGAGACCAACGCCUCACGCCCCUGAAACAUUUUUAUCUCUCUUUUACCCAAGGCAUCCUGCGAUCUCUCCCUUACAUCAGACAUCCUGCGAGCUCUCCCUUACUUCAGGCAGCCUGCGAACUCUUCCUUACCCAAGAGAUAGUUCUUCCCCUGUGCUUUGAUACUGCCUAUAUUGUUUACCUCAAUUUGAUUUGUAUGUUGUUAUGUAAUUUUAUAGUUUUAUACAAUAUUGUAACUUUUAACACCCCGUCAUCUGUAUCCACCCUCUGAUUAUACUGUGCAUACUCGACAAUAUACUCAAUAUAUAUA